CCCAACAAAUGCGUUGGUCUGGUCCACAAGCCUUCGGCGGCGGUCACCCUGGUAACGGCGUACGGCGGACACCGCUGAAGCAGGCAAAGGUUCCAUUGUUGUAGAAAAGGUGAAACUAGUGAGCGUGCCCGGCGUUGCCUAGAGAAUACACAGACAUGGUCAUAGUAGCAAAAUGGGCCUCUCCCCGACUCAUCUCCUACGCCCCCCUCCAAAGCAAAGGCCACUCCUUCCUGGUGGAUGUGGGGCAGCGGGUACCAGGUGCCCAUCCAGAACUUUGUGGGGUCCCCUGAGGAACCAGUGGCGCUACCCGUCACAAAUUCGUCGGAUUCUGCCAUGCUUUCAGGAAGCUGAUUAGACAGAGAACAAGACUGGAGCGGGAAAUGAGAGGCUUUUAAACGUGGGAACUUUUCAUUUGCCACUUGACACGAAACUGGACGAUGAACUACAACAAGCAGAUGGAUAUCAUCAACGCCACCUUCUUCCCAGUGAUACCCUUGGCUGAGCAGCAGGGGCUCUCGCUCAGUGCAUGGAAGGCAAUGGAAAGUGCUGUGAGGAAGAAUUUAGAGGAGGAGCUAUCCAGGUGCCUCAUCGGAUCCAUUCCCCAGGUGAACCAGAGGAUCACUGAGAUGGACUCGAGUCCUGACCCACUGGCCAACAGCCUGGCAAUUGAGAGAUUUGAGUUGGAGAAGAAAGCUUUCAGAGAGAAAAGUCGCAGCAGCCCAGGAGACAGAGCCAAGAGAGCAAGAAAAGCACCGAGCUCCUGCACAGACGUGGCGCACAGGACUACCAACUUUACCUUUAUAAAAAGGAAAACUGCAGAUAAAAAUCUGCUGGCUGAGCUGUACCAGCCUCCCGAAUUUAAUGACACUAGGCCCAACAAACUCCCCAAUGGGGUGCGCUUCUGCGAUAUGGUGGGCAACGUGGUCCGGGCUGAGAAAAACCCACUGAGUGGCAAGUCUUUGUGUUCAGCUACAGAAUUGGAGAAGUUUCUCUCUUCUCCUUUUGCCCAAGCAAUGUGGCUGGACAGCUUCUGGUGGAUAUUUCAUAAAAGAUACCAGCCGAACAAGGAGAUUCAGAAUAAGCUGUUUGACCGGAUCGCUCGACACUACACCUUCCUUCUGUUUCACGGGCCCAGGUCCCAUUAUGAAGAGGCACUCUUAAAAGUCCUUUCUGGAGUCAGGAUUCUCUUCUUGGGGCAAAAAUGCAGAGAACAUUGCCUGAACUCCACUUGUCCCCAGAGGCUGCCCUUCGUUCUGAGCAAAGGUGUGUACACCAGCUUCUGCUGCUGCUUCCCGCAGUCCUGGUUCAACACUCAUGAAUUCAAGUCGGACAUCUGCAACACCAUAAGCCUGUGGAUUGCAGGGACAUAUCCUUGCCCACAGAGCUAUCAGAGCUGGGACUACUCAGAGCUGGAUCCAGAGAGAUUCCGGAGAGAAGAGUUAUUGUCACAGAGAAGACGCCUGAUAAAGGGAAGAGGGUUAUCCGUGUUCUCCUCUAAGAGAGCCUCUGUGCACAAGGUGGUCCAGAGCCAGAAGCCCCACCACACUCCGUUUUCUAGUAUAUAUUCAGCCAAUGGGAGAGUCUUCUCCGCCCACCAUCAUUCAGAAGGAAGCUUCCGAAGCCAGAGCUCCGUGAAAGACCAUCAUCAUGGUGAGACCCUGCUCCUGAGGAAAGCUACACAGCAAGUCAAGAGGAUAUCAGCAGCAAGAGACUGUGAGAAGUUUUCUAAACAGUCCCACCCAGCCUGCAAAAGCCCUCCGCUGACUUCAAACCUCUUCAACAUUUAUGGGAAGAGCCCUCUGGUCAUGUACUUCCUUCACAACUACUCCCGGCUGUACCAGCAUGGCCAGGACGCGUUGAUAACCAGGAGGGAAAGGACCAAGGUCAUCCCUGAAUCCACCUUGACCUACGCCGACAUCAUCAGCCUGUCCUUGAGCAACAUGAAGAAGAGAAAGGACCACCUCGAGCAGCUGACCCGGCUCCACUGUAGUGAAUGGGACUAUUUUGACAGUCACCUGAAGGAGCUGAAUGACCACUUCCUGAGGGAGGUGAAGAAUACCGAUAAGAGAGCAGCAGAUAGAAGACAGGCCAGUCACACAUUCAUCCUGCCAUCCUCCUCGUUCGGCCCUGAGCAGGAGUCCCAAAAGGAAUGCAGAAGAAACUUUUGCAGAGAAACCGCCUUUCUUCUCAGAGAGACAGCGGUCACCAAGAAGCCAAAAGCUCUGCAAAAAAAGGAGCCACUUCUCAGACUUUCACCAUCCUCCUUGCAUGAGUGAAUCUCGUCCAAGAACUGGGAGAAACUUCAGAGGGGAAGCUUGCAUAGGCUGUUGGAUUUCAUCUAAAACAGAACCAACAAAACAAUCAAAAAUACUGCAAGCAGGGAUAGUGUGGUCAUUCCUUGUACAAGGGACAAGGAAUAUAAAAGUUCACUUCCACUGUGGGCCAAA
Molecule: messenger RNA, 2447 nt
Organism: Chinchilla lanigera (long-tailed chinchilla)
Lineage: Eukaryota; Metazoa; Chordata; Mammalia; Rodentia; Chinchillidae
Gene: Fam227a
Product: family with sequence similarity 227, member A
Exons: 17
Coding region: 438-2276 (612 amino acids)
Source: RefSeq, a predicted model, not a curated record